ACGGGCAAACUUUCUCUCCCGAGCAGGGCUGAUUUCCUAGGCUUUCUUUCCCUUCCCUCGGUAGCGCUCUGACGUGCACACCAUGUGACAGGCCUCCUGCUAUAAGCCGAGGAAAGGUCCGCCCUCUCCUGGACUCAGCCCUCGCCUCGCCGAGCUCGGUCCCUAGACUCUCACCCGUCCCGCACCGUCCCGGGCGCCCGACACUCUGACUUGCUCGCCCGGGGCCUCGCCACCCCCUCCUCACUGAUCGUGCGAGGCCCCGCUCCGCAAGGGGAAGGUCAAGUCCCCCCGCCUGGGACCGGUGCGCGCGGAGUCCAGCGAGUGCAGAGACCUUGCGGCUCUCGCGGCGGCGCAGGAGUUACAAAGUCGCGGCGCAAAAAGCCUCUGCCGCAGCCCGGCAGCUCCCGCGCAGCUCCAGCGGCGGCGGCGCCCCCAGCGUGGCGCCCCCGUGCCGGGCCCGCCGCCCGGGACCCGGGCUGGGGCGCGGCGGGAGCCCGGAGCCCGGCGCCCCUAUGCGCCGCCUCGCCGCUGCCGCGCUACAGCUAUGACCCUGAGCACGGAGAUGUCCGAUGCCUCCGGCCUCGCGGAGGAGACAGACAUCGACGUGGUAGGGGAGGGCGAGGACGAAGACGACGAGGAAGAGGACGACGACGAGGGCAGCGGCGGCGUGUCCCGCCUGGCGGUCCCCGCGCAGCGGCGGCGGCGGCGGCGCUCCUACGCCGGAGAGGACGAGCUGGAGGACCUGGAGGAGGAGCCCGCGGACGACGAUGACAUCCUGCCGUCUUCGCCCUCCCCCCCCCCUCCCCCUGCGCCGCCCCCGCCGCCGCACGGCGCGGCCGCGGAGCUGGCCCGGACCGCCUUCGGCUACCGGCCGCACCCGCUUGGCGCCGCCCUGCCCGCCCCCCUGCAGGCCUCGGCUGCCAAGGCCGGCGGCCCGGGCGCCUCGGCGCUGGCGCGCUCGCCCUUCUCCAUCGAGAGCAUCAUCGGAGGCAGCCUGGGCCCGGCCGCCGCCGCCGCCGCUGCGCAAGCAGCCGUCGCCGUGCAGGCCUCGCCUUCACCCUCUGCGGGGACCCCGUCCGCGCCCGCGCCGGGAUCCGGCGGCGGCGGCGGCGGCGGCGGCUGCGCGGCUCAGGCGGCCGUAGGCCCGGCCGCCGCGCUCACCCGCUCCCUCGUGGCCGCCGCGGCCGCCGCCGCCUCCUCGGUCUCCUCGUCCGCCGCGCUGGGGACUCUGCACCAAGGGACUGCCCUGUCCAGUGUCGAGAACUUUACUGCUAGGAUUUCAAAUUGUUAAUAACGCUAUGUUAGCGCGCUUGGGAAAGAGAAGGUAGGAAUCCCGGCUCUUUUUUUUUUUUUUUUUUCUUUCAUCUUGCUGGUUUGGCGUUUGGUACACUUCUCCCGGCGCGGCCCCUCCCGACCUCGCGCCCCCAUUUUCGCCGCUUGGGACUCUCAGACAAGACUGAGUUUGGCAGCAGCGGGGACGCGCUUUUUGGCUCUGCGGGUCCCUCUAUUUAUGCAAAGUCGCCCUAUGCUGCAGGCCCCGACCCGGGGUGCGGAGGAAGAGGGUACUGGUGGGGGCACUCCCUUGGCCUAGGCACAAGGGGCUUCCUUGACUUGUGGGAAACGUUUCUCUAAAAAAUCUAAGCCUUUUUGAGGUCUAGAGAUUCUCAGGUCCAGGCGUUAAAAAUAUCAGUAAUGUUCAAAAGAAUGAUACACAAACAGUAAAGGUCCUGAAGAGUGCCAGCGAAGCAAUAGUUUUUAUUUGAGGACACUUGUCUGGUGUACUUUUUCAUGAAAAGGAAAAAAUGAUUAACAUGUUUACACAAGGAAAAAAAGUCAAAAUUAUCAUUUCUUAUUUUAACCUGUGUUUUGUAUCAUAAUAGACAUGCGGAUUUUUUAUUUUGUACUUACUGCGUAUUCUUUACAAGGAGUAUUGUAAAUUUUACUGGCAAUUAUUAUUGUACUAUUCUAAUGUA
Messenger RNA from Panthera uncia (snow leopard), 1973 nucleotides. It is a transcript of the gene FOXD1, whose product is annotated as forkhead box D1. The transcript is spliced from 2 exons. NCBI's taxonomy places the organism in Eukaryota, Metazoa, Chordata, Mammalia, Carnivora, Felidae. The coding region runs from base 545 to 1291 and encodes 248 amino acids. The record is from RefSeq and is a predicted model, not a curated record.